Molecule: messenger RNA, 1238 nt
Organism: Pipra filicauda (Wire-tailed manakin)
Lineage: Eukaryota; Metazoa; Chordata; Aves; Passeriformes; Pipridae
Product: PDZ domain-containing protein 11
Exons: 6
Coding region: 35-493 (152 amino acids)
Biological process (GO): neurotransmitter secretion; protein localization to basolateral plasma membrane; maintenance of epithelial cell apical/basal polarity
Cellular component (GO): basolateral plasma membrane; synapse; cell-cell junction
Molecular function (GO): protein binding
Source: RefSeq, a predicted model, not a curated record
CGUCCCCCGGGGCGGGCGCGGCCCGGCGCAGCCAAUGGGCGCGCGGUGCGCGCCGCCCGAGCCGGCGGCCAUGGAGCCCCGCGCUCCCUACGACGACUUCCCGGUGGUUUUCCUGCCGCCCUACGAGAGCCCGCCCGCCUGGGUCCCGCCGCACGAGCGGGUGUUUCACCCCGACUACAACAACGAGCUCACGCGGUUCCUGCCCCGCACCAUCGCCCUGCAGAAGCCGCCCGGGGCGCAGUUGGGCUUCAACAUCCGGGGAGGAAAAGCCUCCCAGCUGGGGAUCUUCAUCUCCAAGGUGAUCCCCGACUCAGACGCGCACAGGGCGGGGCUGCAGGAGGGGGACCAGGUGCUGUCGGUGAACGACGUGGAUUUCCAGGACAUCGAGCACAGCAAGGCCGUGGAGAUCCUGAAGACGGCCCGGGAGAUCACGAUGCGCGUGCGCUACUUCCCCUACAAUUACCAGCGGCAGAAGGAACGGACUGUUCACUAACGGGGAGCUCUGCUGGGGCUCCUGCACAAACCUCUCCUGCUUUCCCACCUCCCGAGAUGGCCCAGCCCGCUCAGCUCCCACUGGAGGCACAGCUGUGCCCUGCCUGGAGAGAUGCCCAGAGUCUCACCCAGCUGGAGGCUGGAGGGGAUUGAGCCUGUGCUCCUGAGUGGGGCUGGAACAGCCGCUGGCAGCUGGGGCCUGGAGGGAGCUGCUCCAGCACCAUCCCUGCUCCUCCUUCAGCAGGACUUGAGUGAGUGCUGUGCUGGCUCUGGAUCCCUUGGGCCUGGAAGCUUUGUUGGGAUGGAAAAGUACGAGGGGCUGAGGCUCCUGAGCAAAGCAGGGGCCUUGUCCUCCAAGAAAUCCCCCGUUCCCUUCCCUCAUGCCAUGGAAUUCUUUCCUUCUCCUCUGUGCCACCUCUGCUCUGCUCUGCUGGGUUUGCUGGGGGAUCCAGGAGUAAAACCCACCCAAACUCAGUGCCCAGCUCUGGCUGCACUGGGCUCUUUGUGCCUCUGUGCUGGGAAUGACCCCGAGAUACAGGGCUGGGGUGUUUGGAAACAUUAAUUAUCAAGUACGGAAAUGUUAAUUGUCAGCAAAUGUGGGUGACAAUGCCUGCUGUGAUCACGUUGUAAUGGCUUCAGGACAGCCCUGGCUCUGCCCUUUUCUUCCUUGUGGUGUUUUCCACUUCAUCUAUAAAAACAAUAAAAUGAGUACAGCAACCCAAAUCCAGCUUAUUCCCACCCAGGAA